GAGAUAUAACAGAAACAUGCAAGAAGGGUAUGACGAUGACGAUGGGAAUUUCUAGGAUGAUUAAGAUCAAAACGAAGAGGAUUAUGAUUAAUUUAAUCAAGACGAUUAGAUGGAAUCUAAUCAAUUUGAUAACUGUAGAUAAAUAUUUGUGAUAAUUGUGUAGCAUAAAAAGAAAAAUACUAAUAAGACAAGAAUUAUGGUAAUUACUAACCAGACCAACAAAAAUAAAUUGAAGAUAAGAUAUCUGAGGAUUUGGAGGAAAAGAUGAAGAUGCUAGAUGAGUACGCUAAAGAUAAGAGUGAAGAAUAAAUAUUGAACAUCAGAAUGCACUAAUUGGCAUUGGCCAAGGUAUUAAUUCUAAUCUUAUUAUAUCACAGAUUUUGGUAUUCACACAUGGCAAAGGGUAAUUUAAAUUGGUGAAAGCACAUACUAAUAUAGGUGAUGCAUAUCUCAAUUAUAAAUGUUACGAGUAAGCUAUCGAUCAUCUAACUUUGGCCUUGAAGAAAAAUGCAAAAUUGUAUAAUGAGGAAUAAGAAAGCAAGAGUUUCAAUGCAAUCAUACUCACAUUACUUGGAAAGUGUUAUCUAGAAAUCAAUAGUUAUGAAGAGUCCUUGGAUUUAUUGAAAAAGGCUUACGAAACCCAAUGUUAGAUAUAUGGAGACGAAACUGAACAUUCAAUCUAAACAUUGACUUUGAUGUCUAAUUGUCACACGUAACUUAUACAUCAUUAAUAAUCUAUAGAAAGAUGAAAGACUACGAUGCUAGUGAAGAAUGCAUUACUAAAGUAUUUGCUAUUACAGAAGCCAAAUAUGGUUAUAAGUCAGAAUAGAGUGCAAUUUCUUAUAUUGAAAAAGCCAAGAUAUUUGCUUGCCAAGAGAACUGGAAGGAUGCAAUUCAGUGCCAAACAAGUGCCAUCGACAUGUUAGUAGAGAUUAAUUAUCAUAAAACUGAAUAUGUUGCAGAACUUUAUUAAUAAUUAUCAACUUAUUUUGAAAAAAUACAACAGAUUGACGAACAAAUUGCUUGCCUAUAGAAAGUGAAAUAAAUCUAUAUUGAGUUAUACACCGCUUAGGAUAAGAAGGUCAUUAAGAUCAAACGAUAAAUUGCCAUAAUUCAAUUAAAAUAGGAGAGACAUCAAGAAGCACUUGGGGAACUAUAUGAAACUGAAGAUUUAGAAGUUAAAGUAUAUGGAGAAGGAAGUGUGUAGGUAGCUAAGACUUAAAAGAUUAUUGGUAUAUUUAUGAAUUUAAAUUAACAAAGGCACAAUAUUGUUGUUAGUCUAGGAAUUUAGAGAUGCUUUGAGCUAUUUUUAGAAGAGUUUGAAAACCUUUGAGGAGAAUGGAAUGAAGAAAGCUGUGGCGGAGGUUAAGCAAAAGAUCAAAUGUGCAAAGGAAAUGAAGGAGAAAGGAAAGGGGUAAUUAAACUUAAAGGAUAGAUAAAAUAUAAUGUAAGAUUAUUGA
Molecule: messenger RNA, 1460 nt
Organism: Paramecium octaurelia
Lineage: Eukaryota; Ciliophora; Oligohymenophorea; Peniculida; Parameciidae
Source: the annotation of a GenBank genome assembly